Messenger RNA from Serpula lacrymans var. lacrymans S7.9, 1198 nucleotides. RefSeq lists its product as uncharacterized. Gene Ontology annotation, molecular function: GTPase activator activity. Gene Ontology annotation, biological process: activation of GTPase activity. The transcript is spliced from 7 exons. The coding region runs from base 20 to 955 and encodes 311 amino acids. The record is from RefSeq and is a predicted model, not a curated record. NCBI's taxonomy places the organism in Eukaryota, Fungi, Basidiomycota, Agaricomycetes, Boletales, Serpulaceae.
GGUGGCUGUGUUUUCUAUCAUGUCUUCCUCGCCGUCUGCAGCAGCGACCGCACAUUCUUUCAAUAAAAUCCUAAACCAGCCAAAAACUACCAAGUCAAAGCGAUCCCCAGAUGUUGAAGACGGUGUCAAGAAGCUGCGACGGAUGAUUUUGGUCGAGGGUAUCCCAUCUGCUGCCGAUCCUACACUACGCCCUCGGAUAUGGAAAAUUCUCCUUCGUGUUGAUAGCUUGUCUGCAGAAACGUUUCUACAAUAUGUUUCACGAGGCCCAUGUGAGGUCCGAGAAAAAAUAAGAAAUGACACGUUCAGAACUUUAGCUACUGAUCGUGGGUUCAAAGAACGAGUUCGUGAAGACAUGCUCGUUCGUCUCCUCGAUGCGUUUGUGUGGCGGAAUCAUGAUCGUCAAGAGACUCAUCAACUUGGAUUCACAUAUGUUCAGGGCAUGAACGUUCUUGCCGCACCUUUCCUGUAUACCAUGCCCUCGGAACUCGAGGCAUUUUUUUGUUUUGCGAAGUUCAUCGAAGAAUCAUGUCCACUAUACGUUCAGCCUACUUUAGAAGGUGUACACCGAGGGCUCAAGCUCUUAGAUCGAUGCCUGAAGAUCGUAGAUCCUGAGCUUUUCGCGCACCUGAGAUCAAAGAAUCUAUCGGCAGAAAUUUAUGCUUUCCCAUCCGUGCUGACGUUGUGCGCGUGCACCCCACCCCUUGAUCAAGUCCUCCAGCUAUGGGACUUCCUCCUUGCGUUUGGCGUACAUUUGAAUGUUUUAUGUGUGAUUGCACAGCUUUUGCUUAUGAGAGAUGAAGUUAUGAAUUCCUUGAGUCCGAUGCGCAUUCUCCGCACUUUCCCUCCCCUCGAGGCUCUUCCUGUCAUUGGAAUAGCUGUGACUCUUGUUCGUGACCUCCCAGCUGAUCUGUACGAUGAACUUGUCCGCCACCCUUUUGAAAUACAAAAUCUAUAGCCCACGCUACAUCAGCCUGCCUUUCAUGCGACACUCCUUGGUUCCUUAACGCUAUGACCAAAUUUCGCCACGCGAGUAACAUUCUCUCCAUCGUUAUGUUUUGAAUCCCGUGUAGCAUAUCUGUAUCACAGUUGGGAUGUUGUAAAGAACAUCUACUAUCCAUCUUUCGUUUUCCUGCUGUAGUGAGAUGACAGAGCAUCAUGGUGGAAAUGGCUCUUUGGAGUGUAUAUGCUAGUCAUACCG